Molecule: messenger RNA, 1479 nt
Organism: Solanum dulcamara
Lineage: Eukaryota; Viridiplantae; Streptophyta; Magnoliopsida; Solanales; Solanaceae
Product: thioredoxin-like 1-1, chloroplastic
Exons: 4
Coding region: 225-1121 (298 amino acids)
Biological process (GO): cell redox homeostasis
Source: RefSeq, a predicted model, not a curated record
UUUGGGACCCGCUCUGUCUCGCCCUUUCCCCAACUUUUGCCUCUUACUUCAAUCUUGAAAUCUCCAUUAACAAGAAAACUUAGAAAAUAAGAAAGAGAAGACAUUUUCAGAUUUCCAGUUUCUUCAUCAGGGUCGAUUGCAAACUUGUCUCUUUUGGGUUGUUUUUUUUUUAUGUUGAAUUGUUUGUUUAAGAAUUUGAGAUCGUUCGUUUCAAAAGGAAAGCCAUGACAAAAUUGAUGAGCAAAGGCUUUAUGUUUCCUUCAUCUUCUGAUUGUGGUGAAAUUUAUCAUCAUCGCCGUCAUAGUCUACAUGGGAUCUCUUCUUUUCCCAAUAAAUCGGUCAAUCUUUCUUGCCUUCCUUCAUUGAAACUUUCAUCUUCUUAUUUGCCAAGAACUGAUUUUUGUGGUCGUAUAUUGGAAUGCAUACCCAAGUUCAACCGAAGAAAUCCACAAGUUGCAGCUAUCACUGCUCAGAUGAGUAUUGGAAUCAGGAAAACACAGAAAUGGUGGGAGAAAGAGGUUCAACCUAACAUGAAAGAGGUGACCAGUGCCCAAGAUCUUGUUGACUCUCUUUUGAAUGCAGGGGAUAAAUUAGUAGUUGUUGAUUUCUUUUCCCCUGGCUGUGGAGGCUGCAAAGCCCUUCAUCCCAAGUUGUGUCAGCUGGCAGAGAUGAAUCCAGAUGUGCAGUUUUUACAGGUGAACUAUGAGGAACACAAGUCUAUGUGUUACUCUCUUAACGUACACGUUCUCCCAUUUUUCCGUUUCUAUAGAGGAGGUGAAGGUCGUGUUUGCAGCUUUAGCUGUACUAAUGCCACGAUCAAAAAAUUCAAAGAUGCACUGGCAAAGUAUGGUACAGAUCGUUGCACCCUUGGGCCACCAAAAGGGCUCGAGGAGAAAGAGCUACUUGCAUUGGCAGCUAACAAGGAUCUCUCCUUUAAUUACACUCCAAAAACAGAAGAAGUACCUGACCUUGUUACCUCACAAGAGGAAGUUGAGGACAGAACUCCUCCAAAUAUAGAGUCCCCUCUACCACUUCCUCUUCCUCUCCCCAUUACCUCAAAUAGCUCACAAACGGCCAAACGGGAUACAGAGAAAGAAGCCUAUGCUACUUCUGGUAGAUGAUUUUAAAAUUGGGUGGUAAAUGAUGUUUGAAGAGAUGAUAUCUGUACAGCUAUAUAUUCUGCUUUGUUGUGUUAUAAGACUAUUGCAGUCGGGAAGGACUUGAGAAUUAGUAAUAGGGAAUGCCAAAUAUUUAGUGGCUACUGUUGGGUAUAUCUUGUCUUGUACAUAGUUUAUGUGGAAGCUCUGGUAUUUAUGUGAGCCUGAGAGAUAAGAGAAGAGUCCACCAUUCCCUUUUUGUUGGCUUCUUCUUUUUUUAAUUGGAGUAAGCCGAAAUGGUUCUCUGAUAAUAAUAAGAUGUUUGUACUAGUUUCUGAUAUCUUUGUUAUUGAGUAAUGAUAAUAUGAUGUUUGGAGCAUUA